AUGUAAAUUAGAUGUACUUAAGCAGAUCAUCUAAAUCAAUAAAUAAUUGGGUUUUGUAUAGAUAGUACAUGCCCAAAUUAAAGACCUUAUUGUAAUUUUUGUUUGCCUCGCCAUAGCGAACAUCUUGAAAUGUUAACAUCCAUAGAACUUUUGUUUGAAUGGAUUUAGAAAGGAAUCAUUAGGAUAAAAAACGUUGAAAAGAAUGUUUAAGAGUUUUAAGUCACCCUUGAUAGUCUUAAUAAUUUGUUCCUUCCUUAUCUUAACUUUAAUAUUUAACAAUUCCCAUAAUUAGGAGUAUCGCAGAUUGACAAAUUAAUCAAAGAUUUAUGUAAAAUGGAAGAUUGUGAACAAAAUUUAUUCAAAUAACUUAAACAAUCAAUUGAAUAAGGAAAAUUAAUUUUAAACGAAAUACUUAAAAGAAUAAAGAAUUAAUCAUUUUUGGAGUAAAAUGAUCCUAUAUUAAAACCAAACCUAAAACCAUUUACAUAUGAAUUAAUUAAAAAUAAUUCUAUUAAGUAAGAUGAAAAUUGUUAUGCUAUUGCUUAUAAUAAAGAUUGUUAAAUUGUAGCACUUGGUUGUGAUUAUCAAAUAAAUAUAUAUGAAUUUAAGUAAGGAAUGUUGAAAUUACUACAAGUCUUAAAUGAACAUUCAGAAUGGGUAAGCACUUUAUAUUUCAUGAAAAAAUCAAAUGAAUUGAUAUCUGGAGAUGGAGAUGGUGAUGGAUCUAUUAUAAUUUGGUCAAGCAAUAAUAAUUAAUGGAAUUGCUCAUAAACUAUUUAAGCACAUAAUAAAGCUAUUCGAUGUUUAAUUAUGAAUAAUAAUGAAGAUAUUUUUAUAUCUAGUAGUACUGAUAAUACUAUUAAAUUUUGGAAUAAAUAAAAUGAAUGGAUCUGUUAAUAAACUAUCACAGAUCAUACUAGUUUUGUUUAUUAAUUAAGUUUAAAUGAUUAAUAAAAUAAAAUUAUUUCUUGUGGUAAGGAUGAACAAAUAUUAAUAAUUGAAUAUUCUGAAUAGAAUAAAAAGUGGAUUGUAAUUCAAAAUAUUCAAGUUGAAUGUUAUGGAUAUCGAAUAUGCUUUAUCAACAAUAAUUAAUUCACAUUUCAACCUAGAUAAGGCAAGUAGAUGCAUGUCUAUAAAAAGAAUAGUGUAAAUCAAUAGUUUACUAAAACAAAAGAUAUUAUUGUAAAUGAAUAUGAUUUUGAUUUAAGGGGAUUAUUUCCAUAAUAGUUUAUUAAAUCAAAAUAAUUACUAGUGAAUAAGCAUGGUAAUUGUGUCAAUUUAAUCAGAAAGACAUAAAAUGAGGAAUUUAAAGUUGAAUAAUCUAUUCAAUUUGGUAAUUAUUAUAUAUAUGGAUAAAUGAGUGAUGAUGGAGAAUAUUUGAUAACUUGGGAUGAUUCAUCUUAAGAAAUAUAAAUCAGGAAAUAUUAAGAAAAAUGA
Messenger RNA from Paramecium pentaurelia, 1437 nucleotides. Lineage: Eukaryota; Ciliophora; Oligohymenophorea; Peniculida; Parameciidae. The record is from the annotation of a GenBank genome assembly.